This is a messenger RNA of Cryphonectria parasitica EP155, 2028 nucleotides long. RefSeq lists its product as uncharacterized. Gene Ontology annotation, biological process: glycolytic process. Gene Ontology annotation, molecular function: pyruvate kinase activity; potassium ion binding; magnesium ion binding. Gene Ontology annotation, cellular component: cytoplasm. The transcript has 7 exons. The coding region runs from base 254 to 1843 and encodes 529 amino acids. Lineage: Eukaryota; Fungi; Ascomycota; Sordariomycetes; Diaporthales; Cryphonectriaceae. The record is from RefSeq and is a predicted model, not a curated record.
ACACAACACAGCCAAGCAGCUCCAUCAGAUUCUGCCAAGAGCCAGAUUGUUUCCACAGAGGUCUUGCGCCACACACAGCCUUGGCCCUCCCAGAACUCCCCGAACCUACCUCAAAAUCCCCCGACCUCCAGCGUUAGCCAUACCUUUUCUGCGAUCGCGAAGCUCUCUUUGUCUUCUCUCUCGACACCUCUAGUCUGACAAAACCAAUACCAGUACCACCCUCCGACCUACCUUCAUUCCCUGAAACGAAGAAAUGGCUGCCACCGCUCUCGACCACCUCUCCCUCGGAGGUAGGAUUGACUGGCUUGCCCAGCUCGACACUGCCUAUCAGCCUACCAAGAACCUCCGCCGAACCUCCAUUAUCUGCACAAUUGGCCCCAAGACCAACUCUGUCGAGGCCAUGAACAAGCUCCGCAAUGCCGGCCUGAACGUCGUCCGCAUGAACUUCUCCCACGGCGAGUACUCAUACCACCAGUCCGUUAUCGACAAUGCCCGCGCCGCCGAGAAGGCCCAGGCUGGCCGUCAGGUUGCCAUUGCCCUGGACACCAAGGGUCCCGAAAUCCGCACUGGAAACACCACGGGCGAUGUCGACCUCCCCCUUUCGGCCGGUACCGAGCUGAACAUCACCACCGACGAGAAGUACAAGACUGCUUGUGAUACUGAGAACAUGUACGUCGACUACAAGAACAUCACCAAGGUGAUCGAGAAGGGCCGCAUCAUCUACGUCGACGACGGUAUCCUGGCCUUUGAGGUCCUGAACGUCGUUGAUGACAAGACGAUCCGCGUCCGCGCCAAGAACAAUGGUUUCAUCUCGUCGAGAAAGGGUGUCAACCUGCCCAACACCGACGUCGACCUUCCCGCCCUGUCCGAGAAGGAUAAGAAGGACCUGAGGUUUGGCGUCAAGAACAACGUGGACAUGGUCUUCGCUUCCUUCAUCCGCCGCGGUGAGGACAUCAAGGCCAUUCGUGAGGUCCUCGGCGAGGACGGCAAGCAUAUCCAGAUCAUUGCCAAGAUCGAGAACCGGCAAGGUCUGAACAACUUCCCCGAGAUCCUGAAGGAGACCGACGGUGUCAUGGUGGCCCGUGGUGACCUGGGUAUCGAGAUCCCUGCCGCCGAGGUGUUCGCUGCCCAGAAGAAGAUGAUCGCCAUGUGCAACAUGGCUGGCAAGCCCGUCAUCUGCGCCACCCAGAUGCUCGAGAGCAUGAUCAAGAACCCCAGGCCCACCCGUGCCGAGAUUAGCGACGUCGGCAACGCCGUCACUGACGGCGCAGACUGUGUCAUGUUGUCUGGCGAGACCGCCAAGGGCUCCUACCCCAACGAGGCCGUCCACGAGAUGAGCGAGGCCUGCCUGAAGGCCGAGAACACCAUCCCUUACGUCUCCCACUUCGAGGAGCUCUGCACACUUAUCCAGCGGCCCAUCAGCGUGGUCGAGUCGUGUGCCAUGUCGGCCGUCCGCGCAUCCCUUGACCUGAACGCCGGCGGCAUCAUCGUGCUCUCCACCUCUGGCGACUCGGCCCGCUUGCUGUCCAAGUACCGCCCCGUGUGCCCCAUCUUCAUGGUGACCCGAAAUGCCUCAGCCUCGCGAUAUGGUCACCUUUAUCGUGGAGUGUAUCCCUUCCACUUCCCCGAGGACAAGCCCGACUUCUCCAAGGUGAACUGGCAGGAGGACGUGGACCGGCGGAUCAAGUGGGGUGUCUCCAAGGCGCUGGAGCUCAACGUCCUGUCCAAGAAUGACACCGUCGUGGUCGUCCAGGGCUGGAAGGGCGGCAUGGGCAACACCAACACGCUGCGCAUUGUCAAGGCCGACACCGAGCACCUGGGUAUCGGUUCGCUGGACAACUAAGCCCAAGCCCUUGUACGUGUGUGCUGUAGACGACCAAGGAUAGGUAAAAAGAGAGCGAAAUAUGCGUAUGGCUGCAUUUCUAAGGAAAAGAAGUUUGAUCUCCGUGUUUCCUCAUGGAACAUCUUUGUCAACCCCCGACAGGUAGAACUUGUAGAUUUCAAUCAGCAUCAAUCUUGACAAAGUCA